GCACUCCUCAUAUUUCUGCAUGGGCUAGGCGACAGCGCUCAGGCAUGGUCGGGCGUUUGCUUUCAGCUGGCGAUCAAGUAUCGGCACGUCAAGUUUGUUCUCCCAAAUGCCCCUAAGAUACCUGUGACGGUCAACAAGAAGGAAGUCAUGCCUGCAUGGUUUGACAUAAUCGGAAAGCCAUCGAGAUCAGACGAGCCUUGCGAUGGGAUCGAAGAGAGCAGGAGCAUCCUUCAGAAUAUGAUAGCGAAAGAGAUCGAGUCUGGUAUCCCAGCGAGGAGGAUCAUUCUUGGAGGCUUCUCGCAAGGUGGAGCACUCGCUCUGUACACGGCGAUGAAGGAGCAGCAGGGGCUAGGUGGAGCCAUGUCGCUCUCGGGCUACCUCCCCUCCUCCGAGCUCAGAGCCACGGAGCGAUCCAAGGACACCCCAAUUCUCAUGUGCCAUGGCGCUGCCGACCAGGUGGUACCCCUCAAGGAGGCUCUCCUUGCUCGCGAUAGGCUCAAGUCGUCGGGAUACUCGGUGAAUUAUCGCGAGUUCAAGAAUCUUCCGCACGAUUUCUCCAUGGAGGAGUACGAUGUGAUAAGCCGGUGGAUAGGAGAGAUCGUCCCGUGA
Molecule: messenger RNA, 609 nt
Organism: Guillardia theta CCMP2712
Lineage: Eukaryota; Cryptophyceae; Pyrenomonadales; Geminigeraceae
Exons: 7
Biological process (GO): protein depalmitoylation
Cellular component (GO): cytoplasm
Molecular function (GO): carboxylic ester hydrolase activity; palmitoyl-(protein) hydrolase activity
Source: RefSeq, a predicted model, not a curated record